Colletotrichum orchidophilum is the source of this 993-nucleotide messenger RNA. RefSeq lists its product as uncharacterized. NCBI's taxonomy places the organism in Eukaryota, Fungi, Ascomycota, Sordariomycetes, Glomerellales, Glomerellaceae. The coding region runs from base 1 to 993 and encodes 330 amino acids. Gene Ontology annotation, molecular function: zinc ion binding; ferrous iron binding; oxidoreductase activity, acting on single donors with incorporation of molecular oxygen. The record is from RefSeq and is a predicted model, not a curated record. The transcript has 2 exons.
AUGCCUCGUCUAAACCCUCUGUUCCUCCUAUCCCUGAUAAUCGCCUUCACAGCCUACAUGCUCUCACCGACCCUCCGCGCCUUCCUCACACAAGUCACGACAACCCUCACAAAGUCCACCUCAUCUCACCCUCCAGACUCACCAAAAAUGAAGAAACCCCGGAUGCCCGUCUACUUCUUCUCCCAUGGCGGCCCAGACGUAAUGUACAACAAAGCCCAUCCAGUCUACCCAACCUUGGAACACAUCGGCGCAGAAAUAACAGCCCUCAAACCCUCAGCCAUACUCGUCUUCUCAGCCCACUGGCAGUCCCGCUCCCAAACCUCCAUCAACGUAAACUCCUCCCCCGGCCCCUCCCCCCUAAUCUACGACUUCUCCGGCUUCCCCCUCCACUACUACUCAGCAACCUACCCAAACACCGGCUCUCCCGCCCUCGCAUCCCGCGUCUGCGACCUCCUCUCUGCCUCCUACGGCCAAAACGUAACCUGCAUCCCCACCAUCGACCGCGGCCUAGACCAUGGCGUCUGGGCAGGCUUCCACGUCGCCUUCAACCCCUCCUCAAACCCCCUCAACAUUCCCCUCGUCCAAGUCUCCCUAUUCCGCUCAGAGGAUCCCGACGCCCACUACCGUCUCGGCGCCGCCCUCUCUGCCCUCCGCGACGAAGGCGUCGUCAUCAUCGGCGCAGGCAUGUCCGUCCACAACCUCUACCACAUGAGCAGCGAUCCGCAGCCCAUGCCCUAUACCGUCAGCUUCGACAAUGCGCUAAAGGAGGCGGUAGAGACGGCCAACGUCAGCGAGAGGCAGGAGAAGAUGGCCGAGGUUUGCAGACGGCCCGAUGCCAAGCAGGCUCAUCCGUACAUGGAUCACCUCAUGCCUGUUCACGUGGCUGCUGGUGCUGCGGGAGAGGACCGCGGGAAGCAGCUGUGGACCAUGAAGGAAGGCAGUUUCGCGUGGGCUCAGUACCGUUUCGGGACGGUCCCGAAAUCCGUGACAUGA